Molecule: messenger RNA, 2496 nt
Organism: Fragaria vesca subsp. vesca
Lineage: Eukaryota; Viridiplantae; Streptophyta; Magnoliopsida; Rosales; Rosaceae
Product: cellulose synthase-like protein G2-like
Exons: 8
Coding region: 34-2250 (738 amino acids)
Biological process (GO): cellulose biosynthetic process; plant-type primary cell wall biogenesis
Cellular component (GO): trans-Golgi network; plasma membrane
Molecular function (GO): cellulose synthase (UDP-forming) activity; mannan synthase activity
Source: RefSeq, a predicted model, not a curated record
CAAAACCACACACAAAAAAUAGCUAGAGAAGCUAUGGAUCAGAGCUCUAGUACUACUUCCCCUAUGAAUCUCUGCCAUGUUAACAAGCUCACAAUCUUCAUCAAUCGAACGUACACAGCCAUACACUCCCUCGCUUUAUCAUUCUUACUUUACUAUAGAGCCUCUUUCUUCUUCUUCCAUGACACCAAAACACCCACCUUACCAUGGCUGAUUGUCUUUGCGGCCGAGCUCACCCUUUCAUUCCAUUGGCUUCUAAGCCAGGCCUUUUAUUGGAGGCCCGUCUCUCGAACUGUGUUCCCUGAGAGGUUGCCGGAAGAUGACAAACUUCCUGCAGUUGACGUGUUCAUUUGCACCGCUGAUCCGGAGAAGGAGCCACCAGUGGAGGUGAUGAACACUGUAAUAUCAGCCAUGGCCCUCGACUAUCCACCCGAGAAGCUUCAUGUGUAUUUGUCAGAUGAUGGCGGUGCUGAUGUGACUCUGCAUGGUAUGAGAGAGGCUUGGACGUUUGCAAAGCGGUGGAUACCAUUUUGUAAGAGGUAUAAGAUCAAGUGCAGGUCUCCUAAAGCCUAUUUCUCAGCAGCAGAGGAUGAGAAUGAAGAUGGUGAUACUAAUUUCAUACAAGAGAGACAAAUUGUUGAGGAAAAGUACGAGGUGUUUAAGGAAAGAGUGAGAGAAUAUGAAAAACAUGGUGACACUGGAAGAAGUAAGCGUCGAGAUCAUCCUGCAGUGAUUGAGGUGAUACAAGACAGUUCUAGGAAUCAUGGAUUCGAAGAAAAUGAAGCAAAAAACAUGCCUCUCCUUGUUUAUGUUUCUCGCGAGAAAAGACCUUCUCACGCCCAUCACUUCAAGGCUGGAGCUCUCAAUGUUCUUCUUAGGGUCUCUGGUGUGAUCAGUAACUCCCCCUUCAUAUUAGGCCUUGAUUGUGACAUGUUUUGCAAUGAUCCAAGUUCGGCACGGCAAGCAAUGUGCUUCCACCUUGAUCCCAAGCUCUCACCCUCGCUAGCACUAGUUCAGUUCCCUCAGAAGUUCCACAACAUCAGUAAGAAUGACAUCUACGACAGUCAGUUGAGAUCGACAUUUACGGUGCUAUGGCAAGGUUUUGAUGGACUUCAAGGGCCAUGCGUGUCUGGUACUGGCUAUUAUAUCAAGAGGUUGUCCUUGUAUGGAAGAUCCCUAAAGGAUGAUCAAAAGGAUCUUAUGGAACUUAGACAAUCGUUUGGUUCAUCAAAUGAGUUCGCGAAAUCCCUGGAUGGAAACUACAAGCCUGAUAUGAAAAUGGCACAGUUAGCUGAGACCCAACAGCAACUGGCCUCUUGUACCUAUGAAGAUGGCACCAAAUGGGGUGAAGAGGCUGGUUAUUUAUACGCGUCUGUAGUGGAAGAUUAUUUCACAGGGUUUGCUAGCUUGCAUUGCAAGGGUUGGAAUUCAGUGUAUUGCGAUCCACCAAGGCCUCAGUUCUUGGGCAGUGGCACUACUAAUUUGAAUGACUUUUUGGUCCAAGGGACAAGAUGGAGUUCUGGGUUGGUUGAUGUUGCUAUCUCCAAAUACUGCCCUCUUAUAUAUGGCCUUUUCAAAAUGUCUUUCCUUGAAUGUAUGUGCUAUGCAUGGCUAGCAAUUUUUCCUAUUUGCUAUUUCUUCUCACUCUGGUGCCUUGCAACUAUACCUCAGCUUUGCCUACUCAACGGCAUUUCCUUGUACCCUGAGGUCUCAAAUUCGUACUUUUGGAUAUUUUCUUUCGUAUUCCUCUCAUCUGUUUUCAGACAUUUAUCCGAGGUGCUCACAACAGGAGAAUCAUUACAACAUUGGAUAUACGAGCAAAGAAUAUGGAUGAUGAAAUCAGUUACCUCUCAGUUCUAUGGUAGUCUUGAUGCUUUUAUGAAGAAAUUUGGUUUGAGGGAAGCUAGUUUCUUCCCAACAAAUAAAGUUGACGACGUUGAGCAAUUCAAGCGUUACAACGCUGGGAUAUUUGAUUUCCAAACUUCAGCACUGUUCCUUGUUCCAUUGGCUUCACUGUUUAUCUUGAACAUGGCUUCCCUUUGUGUGGGCAUUGCCAGAGUGGUCUUUCUGGGGGAGUUGGAGAAGUUGUUUAUUCAAGUCUUCAUUCCAUUUUAUGCAGUGGUGGUUAAUUACCCUAUCAUUGAAGGAAUGCUAGUAAGGAAAGACAAAGGUCGCAUUCCAGCAUCAAUCACCCUAUUGUCUGCAACAGCUUCCAUCAUUUUCUGCGUUUUGGGUUCAAUUAUUUUCAUGUAGCUAGCAAAUUUAUGUAUUUUUUUUCAUUGCCAAGUUAUUUUCUAUAUUCUCUGUCACGAAGAGUUCGUUUAAAAUAUAAAGACAUCAGGCUUACUAGUACUCUUGCAUGUUCCAUUAAUUUUUAUGCAUUCAACUUUUGUGGAUUUUUUAGACGUAUGUUAGCCGGAUUACAUAACGAGGUGUUGCAUAUGUUUAAACCUCUUUUGUAAACUAGCAAAGCUAAAUUACACACAACACUUGUCAUGA